Cynocephalus volans (Philippine flying lemur) is the source of this 2395-nucleotide messenger RNA. It is a transcript of the gene TPD52L2, whose product is annotated as TPD52 like 2. Gene Ontology annotation, cellular component: cytoplasm. The transcript is spliced from 9 exons. NCBI's taxonomy places the organism in Eukaryota, Metazoa, Chordata, Mammalia, Dermoptera, Cynocephalidae. Bases 114 to 806 code for a protein of 230 amino acids. The record is from RefSeq and is a predicted model, not a curated record.
GCCGAGGCGGUUCCGCUGGCUGGUGUGUAUGCGACGGUCAACUCCCGGUGCUCGGCUGCUGCCGCCCGCAACCUUAGCCUCGACGCCAGCUGCGGCCUGGCCGCCGCCGGAACAUGGACCCCGCAGGCCAAGAUAUCAACCUGAAUUCUCCUAACAAAGGUCUGCUGUCUGACUUCUUGACUGAUGUCCCUGUGGACACAGGUGUGACUGCCCGGCCUCCUGCUGUCGAGGGCCUGACGGAGGCUGAGGAGGAGGAGCUCAGGGCCGAGCUCGCCAAGGUGGAAGAGGAAAUUGUCACUCUGCGCCAGGUCCUGGCAGCCAAGGAGAGGCACUGUGGAGAGCUGAAGAGGAGGCUGGGCCUCUCCACCUUGGGGGAGCUGAAGCAGAACCUGUCCAGGAGCUGGCAUGAUGUGCAGGUCUCUAACGCCUAUGUGAGAACUUCUGAGAAACUUGGAGAGUGGAAUGAGAAGGUGACGCAGUCGGACCUCUACAAGAAAACUCAGGAAACUCUCUCGCAGGCAGGACAGAAGACUUCUGCUGCUCUGUCCACGGUGGGCUCUGCCAUCAGCAGGAAGCUCGGAGACAUGAGGGCCCACCCAUUCGCACACUCCUUUAGCAGCAGCUACUCCAUCCGCCACUCGAUAAGCAUGCCGGCCAUGAGGAACUCUGCAACCUUCAAGUCGUUUGAAGACCGAGUUGAGACCAUAAAGUCCAAGGUUGUGGGUAGCAGAGAGAAUGGCAGUGACAGCCUCUCUUCCCCAGCGGGGAGUGGUGACCAGACCCUGCCGGAUCACACACCUUUCUAAGCCCGCAGUAGCUUCACCCAGCCAUGGACAGCGUGCAAGCACACCCUCCUCAUCAUAGCCAACCACAGCUCCGCGCAGUGCAGCUGCCAGCAAGGGCGGACGGACAGCUGAUUUUGAGGACAGGCGUGCCCAUCACACGUCAAUGUGGCUGCUGCGUUCACAUGAGUUAGAGAACAUUCUCUUGUAUACAGACGUUUUACACUAAAGUUCACAGACGAAAUGGAUCACUGUGCCAUCCUUCCUAGGGGUGCAGGAAGUGGACAGGUAGGAGGGUCCAAAGGGGUGCUGGGCCCAAGCUCCCUUUGGGGACCUUGGUAGCUCAUCACAGUGUUGCAGGAAUGAGAGGGGUCAGAAGUGUAAAGUAAGCAGCAUUUUCUGACCCUUCCUCCUCCUCCUUCUCCCACCCCCCCAACUCACGGAAGGAAAUAGCCACCCAGAAAACCUACCUGAUCUGCAGGUAAGGUUGAACACGAAAACUGUCCAAUUUCUGAGACCCCCAGAAAGUAAACUGAUCAUCAGCAGCUGCCUGAUUGUCACACUAAUGAUCUAGCUUUAACAAAAGCAAAUUUAUUAUUUUUUAAGUGCAGUGGACUUUUCAAAUAUUAAAAUUAGGCACAGCAGCUUUAGCCUCAUAGUUAGAGAAUAUUAUUUCUUUGGACUCAAGCUGAAAUACAAGCCUUACAUCGCCUUAUGCUUUGUUUAUAAUCUUUUUAUAUAUAAAAAUGAAGGUUCUUUAAUGAGUUUUCAGCACUAUGUAGAAUUUUACAUCUAGCCCGAGUGGCAGCCUGCCUGUACUAAUUGGUGUGUUUUAAUUCAUGAAUGCACUCUAUCCCAGUGUACAAAAUGUACUUCUCUCUGUGACUGUGGCAGCUCCCACUGGCUCCCCAACUUUGACCCAAAGGGCCCCUCGCCUCUGGGGGUGGGAGGGGCCAAGAGAAGGAAAAGCCUCUGUCUUUAGCUCCCUUGAAAAGAGAUGUACCCGCCCUUCACAGACUAUCUUCACAUGGGCCUGGGUAUGCACUGGUGGCACUGGUCAGUGACUCCACUGUUCACUGCACAAAGGACGAGAAGCAGAACCAACCUUGCAAGUUGGUGGGGGAUGGAGCAUUGCGAUCAGCUGGAACUUGGGUGUCGCCUUUUCUCAGGUGCUACAGAGAUCUCUUUCCUGUUUUUAAACUGCCACACCUGGCAGCUCCUCUCACACCAGGGCCCUGUGUGCUGGGAGGUGUGGUCUAUGGGGGCAGCUCUGUGCCUUCAUGGCUCUUAGCAGGGCACUGAGACCUUGCCCGCUGUGUGCAUGUCUGCACACUCCCUUGGAAGGAGCCACUUGACUUAAGGUGUCUGGUUUGGUAAAACGGGACAUGUCCUUGGACAACCAAAUGUCCCCAGCCACUUCAGACACUUGGGGGGCUGCCCUCCACACACGAGCAGGAUGUAGGGACAGAGCACUGCUCGGGAUCCUUUUUCUGGGUUGAAACCUGUCAGUGGGGUGUGGUGAGAAGGCAGAUUGCAGGGUGGUAACAGGUGUAUUUUCUCUUUAUAGUCAAUAAUGGUAAUUUGUCAAUAAAGCAUUCCUUUGGGGAAAAAUC